CUUCAAUUGGUCCUCCGGCGGGGGCUCGGCUACCCCGUCAUGCACUGGGGCUCGGCCCGGGUGGCGGACGGAGGAGAAGGUUGCGCAGAGAGGGAUCGGAUCCGGGAGGCGUCGUGAUGGCUGGAGUCGUGGCCCGCAAGGUCUUUGACUAUGUCAAGAGCAAGGAUUUCCGUGAUUACCUCAUGAGGUGCCACUUUUGGGGUCCAGUGGCCAACUGGGGCUUGCCCAUUGCUGCCUUUAGUGAUAUGAAGAAAACUCCAGAGAUCAUCAGUGGCAGAAUGACAUUUGCAUUGUGCUGUUAUUCCUUGCUUUUCAUGCGGUUUGCAUACAAGGUACAGCCUAGAAAUUGGCUUUUGUUUGCUUGUCAUUUCACUAAUGAAACAGCACAGAUCAUUCAAGGAUGCCGCUUGAUCAAGCACAACAUACAGAAGAAGAAGUCAUCUGAAUGAUGUCAAACUGGACCUCUUGCAGCACUUUUACUUCAUUGGAUCAACAUGCUGCCAAUACCAGGAUACUUCUAUAUUAUUCACGCACAAGAUUCUACAAGUCCAGUCUAUGAUUUUGAAAGUUUUUCAAAGAUAUUUAAUUCUAAUUAUAUUCUGUAAUUGAUAAUCAGAUUGGUUUAGCACGGUUUCUAAAAUUGCCUUAAAUUUGUAAUAACAUCAUUAUACAUGGAUUUCCAAACAUAGUCAUGUACAUAUUUUUCUCUAUUUUUAACAGUAUGGUGAAUUACACUAUACAUAAAUUGAAGAAAUUGUAAUGUUGCAGGGAGUGGUUAUGAUCAUGGCUGUUGUAAUCAUUAUUUUGGAAAGGUUUUUUCUCGGUUUGAAACUUUUUAAUAAAGUGUGAUGAGAAAUUGCUGUGCUGGCUAUUAAAAAUGAAUUAAUUACCA
Molecule: messenger RNA, 892 nt
Organism: Pristis pectinata (smalltooth sawfish)
Lineage: Eukaryota; Metazoa; Chordata; Chondrichthyes; Rhinopristiformes; Pristidae
Gene: mpc1
Product: mitochondrial pyruvate carrier 1
Exons: 4
Coding region: 117-449 (110 amino acids)
Biological process (GO): pyruvate import into mitochondria
Cellular component (GO): mitochondrial inner membrane
Source: RefSeq, a predicted model, not a curated record